UAUAUGCACACGUUAGAAUCAGGUAAAAUUGGAGCUGCCCUGCAGAUAACAGUUUGAAGUGAGGGCGGGCUGAGUCGACCUGCCACUCCCCGCUCAGGCCUUCACGGGAGCGCGCAUCUGUUCCUGCGCGCUGUCACGCUUUACUACCAACAGGCACGAAAAUUCCAGGGAGGAAGUCACUGAGAUUGAGAAACGAACAACAACUCCAAAGGUGCCAGGAAAGAAAAGAAAAAAAGGCGAGAGAAAAGAAGAAGAAGAAAAAAAAAACCUGGAGACGAGAGAAAGUUCGAGUUCGCCGAGUCCUCAUUGGGAAGAACUUCUGAAGCGUAAUAUGGACUAGAGGCGCCGGGGCUCGCAGCAGAUGGAGGCGGCGAGAACUUUGGUGUUCCUCGGGGCCGUGCUGCUCGGGGUGGCGGGCGCGUCGGCGAGAGAAGUGUGCCUGGGUACCGACAUGAAGCUGACCCUGCCCUCCAGCCUGGACAAUCACUACGAGACCCUGAAGCUGCUCUACACCGACUGCCAGGUCGUCCACGGCAACCUGGAGAUCACACACCUUCAUGGAAACCCCGACCUCUCCUUCCUACAAGGCAUCGUGGAGGUGCAGGGCUAUGUCCUCGUAGCUCACGUGUCGGUGAGUCUGUUGCCUUUGGACAACCUUCGCAUCAUAAGAGGCAGCCAGCUGUACGACUCCAGCUACGCCCUGGCUGUGCUGGAUAACACUCUGGGCGAACAGGGGCUCCGGACGCUCCGGCUCCGCAGCCUCACAGAGAUCCUGUUGGGCGUGGUGUAUAUUUGGGGGAACCCCCAGCUGUGCUUCCCGGACCCCCAGAGCAUCGAUUGGAGAGACACUUUGGACGAGCACAACGACCACGCCAGGCGGCACCGCCUGCAGCCGCGGGCCUCUGAAUGUCCAACUUGUUCCUCUGCAUGUGAGAAAAGGUGCUGGGGAGAAACUGCACAGGACUGCCAGACCUUGACCCGUCUUCCGUGUGCGAUCGGCUGUCAGCGGUGCAAAGGUACCCUCUCCAAUGACUGCUGUCACAUGCAGUGUGCUGCUGGAUGCACCGGACCCAAAGACUCAGACUGCCUGGCUUGUCGCCACUUCAACGACAGCGGCGUGUGUAAGGAGAACUGUCCUCCCCCCACGAUCUACGACACCGUCACCUUUCAGACCAAACCCAACCCAAACAAGAAGUUCAACUUUGGAGCCACCUGCGUCGAGUCGUGUCCCUAUAACUAUCUGGCCAUGGAAGUGGCGUGUACUUUGGUUUGUCCCAGAGCCAACCAGGAAGUUCUCAUCGCCCACCCCGAUGGAGACGAGAUGCAGAAAUGCGAAAAGUGUGAAGGAGACUGUCCCAAAAUGUGCUAUGGUCUGGGUAUGGACAACCUGGGCGUCAUGGACAACCACGGGGUCACCUUGGUCACAUCCACCAAUGUGGAGCAGUUCAACAAGUGUCAGAAGAUUUUUGGUAGCCUGGCCUUCCUUCCUCAGAGUUUUGAAGGGGACCCUGUGACGAACACGUCGGGUCUGACCAUCGAGCAGCUGAGCAGCUUCAAGAAACUGGAAGAGUUGACAGGUUAUUUGUACAUUGAUGCCUGGCCAGAGGAGUGGACUAACCUGAGCGUGUUUGAGAACCUGCAGGUGAUCAGAGGCAGAAUGCUCUACAAGGGUGUGUUUUCACUGGCCAUCCAGAAUCUACACAUCCGGUCUCUCGGGUUGCGUUCACUGCGCAGCGUCAGUGGAGGUUUGGUUUUGUUGCACAACAAUUCCCAGCUGUGCUACACCUACGCGCUGCCCUGGGACGGUCUGCUCCAUCCCACCCAGGGACCUCACCGCAUCGUCAGCCUGAACCAGGACGCCCAACUCUGUGAGGAAGAAGGGCGUGUUUGUCACCUGCUGUGCGAGGGGGGCUGCUGGGGACCGGGGCCCAGCCAGUGUGUGACCUGCAAGGCUUUCCAACGUGGCAUUGAGUGCGUGGAGCAGUGUGACAUCAAUCAGGGGUCUAUCCGUGAAUACACAGAUGGAUCUUUGUGCGUCGCCUGUCACGCCGAGUGUCGACCUCUCAAUGGCUCCGCUUCCUGUCACGGCCCGGGGGCAGAACAUUGUUCGGAGUGUCGAAUCAAUCAGGACGGGGAUCUUUGCGUGGAUCAUUGUCCCAGCGGCGUGAAGGAGGAUCAGCAAACUGUGUGGAAGUACAGCAACGCCACGGGACACUGUCUGCCCUGCAACAUCAACUGCUCGCUGUCCUGCACUGUGAUGGAUGAGAGGGGCUGCCCCGUGGACACCAGGACAGGACCGGGGACGACGAUCGCGGCCGCAGUGGGUGGAGUGGUGCUCUUCUUCAUCCUGCUCGCUCUGCUGGUCUUCUAUCUGAGGAGACAGAAGACGCUCAAGAGGAAAGAGACGAUGAGGAGGAUCCUGCAAGAACAUGAGCUCGUGGAGCCUCUAACUCCCAGUGGCGCGUCACCCAAUCAGGCUCAGAUGCGCAUCCUGAAGGAGACCGAGUUAAAGAAGCUCAGGGUGCUGGGUGCAGGGGCCUUCGGUACCGUUUACAAGGGAGUGUGGGCUCCUGAUGGGGAAAAUGUUAAAAUACCAGUGGCCAUCAAGGUGUUACGAGAGAACACCUCGCCAAAGGCCAAUAAAGAGAUCCUUGAUGAGGCCUACGUGAUGGCGGGAGUGGCCAGCCCCUAUGUGUGCCGUCUGCUGGGGAUCUGUCUGACCUCCACGGUGCAGCUGGUCACUCAGCUGAUGCCGUACGGCUGCCUCCUGGACUACGUCCGGGAGAACAAGGACCGCAUCGGCUCCCAGUUCCUCCUCAACUGGUGUGUCCAGAUCGCCAAGGGGAUGAGUUACCUGGAGGAAGUCCGGCUGGUCCACAGGGAUUUAGCCGCCCGCAAUGUGCUGGUGAAGAACCCGAACCACGUAAAGAUCACCGACUUCGGUCUGGCCCGUCUGCUCGAUAUAGACGAGACUGAAUAUCACGCCGACGGAGGGAAGGUUCCGAUUAAAUGGAUGGCUCUGGAGUCUAUUCUGCACAGGAAGUUCACUCAUCAGAGCGACGUGUGGAGCUACGGUGUGACGGUCUGGGAGCUGAUGACGUUCGGGGCUAAACCCUACGACAUGAUCCCGGCGAGAGAAAUCCCAGACGUCUUGGAGGAGGGGGAACGGCUCCCCCAGCCCCUCAUCUGCACCAUCGACGUCUACAUGAUCAUGGUCAAAUGUUGGAUGAUUGACCCAGACAGCAGACCGCGGUUCAAAGAUCUUGUCAGCGAUUUUAGUGUUAUGGCCAGAGAUCCACCUCGCUACGUCGUCAUCCAGAACGACGAGCAGAUGAGCAUGUCCAGCCCGGUGGACAGCCAGUUCUUCCGGAUGCUUCUGGAGGAGGAAGGGAACAAUAUACGGGAACUGCUGGAUGCUGAGGAGUAUCUUGUGCCUCAGCCAAACCACUUCUCCAGGAGUCAGGUCGACGGGGCUCCAGCCAACGGGCCGUCCAGACACCAGUCAUACAGGCCGAGCAGAGAUCAGGAGGUCGAGUCCUCUAUCACCGGUGGGCCUCGGAGCAUGUACUCCUCCCUGACCACCCUCAACCGCAGCCAGUACCCUACCUUACCUUUAGGAGCCAGCACCUCCAACGGCAUAUGGGUUCCUCAGUACCCGACUCUGGUUCGCAGCCCGUCGGCCGGCAGCCAAUCCGACUCGGUCUUCCUGGACGACCCCUCGCUGCCCCCGGCCAGCCCCGGACGCUACAGCAAAGACCCCACCUACUCCAACAGGAUCCAGGGUGACCUGGAGACAGACGGGCCCGAUGGCUUUCCUCAUCCGAAUCACCUUCAUCACUCGUUGCCCAGACGGAGUCAUGGGUAUAACCAAAAUCACGCCUCGCCAGAGUACGUCAACCAGGAAGUUAAGGAUCCCAGGCCGGGGGUCCCCGAGCGGCCCAGCACGCUGCCUCGCAAGGGCUCCAGAGCCGACCGGCGCCUCCCCAACGGCCUGUGCUCCGGUCACAGUGUGGAGAACCCCAGAUACUUGGUCCCCGCGAGCGCCGGGGCUGCCGCCUCUCCGGCCUUCGACAACCCGUACUACCUGGACCUCGUGGCCAAAGCCAACGCCGUGGCCGAGGCGGCGGCAGCGGACGGCGCCGAGGCACCGGAGAGAGACGGAAGAGCGCCCCGGCACGCGAACGGGUUUGUGACCUCCACCGCAGAGAACCCAGAGUACCUGGGACUAGCCGACACCUGGACCGGAUACACUUGAGGAGAGGGAGUAAUGUGACGAACUCGAGAGGAGUCACAGCAUGUGCUCGACGGAGGGAAACGAGGAGUGAGGAAAAGGGAAGAUGAAUAUUUGUGGGGGGGAACACCUGGUGUCUGAUUGAUAUCGGGCUUUGUGCUUGCACGUGGAACGGUAUCGGUAUCGAGCGAAGCGCCCGAAUCCAAACUGAUGGACGUUGUUCGGCAAACGUGGAUAAAUCACCCAGUUGUGACGCCGAGGAGCAUUAAUCUGGGGUCCGUGGCAUCAUUUGUGCUCGUAGUGCGACUCAGAGACUCUGUAUCCAUCUGUACUGGGUGAGCAGAGGAGUUCACAUUUGUCUCAACCAGCACGGUACGAGAAGGGUUUGAUCAUCACAGAAUCAAACAGUCGACUCGAUUUGAAUGAAUCCUGAUUUUUUUUAUUUUUUUUAUGUCCGUUUGACUUGUUUAAUGUCUGGUGGUUUGAACCACACAUGAAGCGUUUGUGGACGUCCCUCUGCUCCCUCGGUUCCCUCGGUUCCCUCGGCCGAACAGAGCAGAGCGCUCAGAGGGCCGUGAUUGUUUAGUAUUCUGGUCACUUUGUCUCUGACCUGAUUGGGGGUCUUCAACACACUCAAAGCCAUUUUGUUCCGGCCAGAGAAGGACCGGCAGCCCAUCUGGCCAGUGGACAUGCUCCCUGAAAGAAAGGCGUCCUGUGUGGAGAAGACAGAGGCAUUGUGCCGCUCUGAUGGUGCGGGUGCUCGUGUCUCGGCUGCAGCUACUUUAUGCUCCAGCAGAUGAGAGGUGCUCGCAGACUUAGCAUCCGAGCUGCAACGUGGACGUUUCUUUGUAUGUGUAGCUGAGUGAGAACCAACUUUUCAGGGAUUUCAGAUGUGUGAGAUAAUUAGAGAAGAUGAUGUGCAUUUUGAGUUCUGCACAAUGCACUACAUGGCAGGAGACUGCAUAUGUCCCCCCAGGCUUGUGUUAUCACAGUGAGCUUGUUGCUUGUGGUUGGCCUUUCACUGUGCAAGAAAAGCAUUACAAGCUAUUGGUGAGUAUAUUCCACAAGAAGUGAAGAAUCUGCAUGUAUCUGUACAUGUUUGCUCCCUUUUUAUAGAACAACAAAAAAACAGUUCUGCUGUCUGUGAGCAACACCCCCCCCCCCCCCCCCACUGGAGCCGAAUGUGAAACUGAGGAGGCCAAAACAUCGGUUUGGAUAAUCAAUGCAUGGCUCAAAUUCCACUCCGCGAGAAACACUGGCAUCCCAGUUAAUAAUCAACGGAUUUGUCUUCUUUUUUUCAUGCUCACUGGUGUUGGGCUGGGGGAGGUCCAAACCGAGUCAAUGGAGCCUUUGUCUGACCCUCAUGUCCACGUAGGAACGACGGCGCUCGCCCGACUCACACGUCCCAACGACUUGUCUCGGCUUUAAAAAAGAAGAGAGAACCAGAGUUUCCUUCUGCAGGACGUUGGUCCGUGUCAGUUCUACUCAUACGGGUUUUGAAGAGUUUUGUUCCAGAAAGAGGAUCUCUAAAAGUUCAACCUGAUCUUAUGUAACGAUUACACAAAAAUAACAUGUUAUAAAAACAUGACACCUUUUUAUCUUAAUACCCUCGACUACCACAUACUAACGUUGCUUUGAAUGGAAUUGUUAUCGAGUGAUAAGAUUCACAUGACUGUUUUUUCUUCAAAUUAGUUCUUCAUAUAUAAUGGAUAUACAGUAUAGUUUAUUUGUAAUGAAGCCCUUCACACGCAUUGCUUUUCAUGUGAACACCUCAUAUCAUUACACACUGGACAUCAGUUCUUUUGUAUUUUGAAGGGGUUUAAAACAAUUGAUGGAUGUAAAACAAAUUCUCAAGACACAAAGAGGCUUGUAGCUGUUAUUUUGACAUUUAAAGCUGCACCCCCUGACCUUUUUUAUAUUACUUUAUUGCACCAUUGACUUUCAGAAAUUACGUUGUUGUUUUUUUAUUGUCGGGUUUAAAGUAAUUUGGGUAUUUGAGUGCUCCAUCUGGUGCUCCUGAGUACCUUCACUCAUCACCUGCUGGAGAUGCAAGGUUUCCACCGGGUCAUAACGAUGCUAAAUAAAGCUCCCAGAUGUUCCCCCCUCCUCUAAGAAUGUGAUCGUCCCUGGAUAUAUCCUGAUAUACAAUCACACAUCAUGUACUGGUUUACACUGUAGUUUUGUAUGGAAUAUUCAUUUUAGAUGUGAACGAAUGACCCGGGACUCUCACGAUGGGCCCGCCGUCCUCUCUUAAACCGCGCGUGUCCUUUCUCGAGUUUUCUUCGAUAAAGAACCGAAGAGCCCGAGGAUCAGCGCCGGUUGUGUACAGGAACACCUGAAAUCUUCCUUCCGUUCUCCCUGUUGAAGUGCUCUUGUCAAAAUAAUGAAGCGGGAUCAGCUUUCUGAUUGAAAUCCACUAAAUGUCACUAAAGUAAAUUGUCGGUUGUCCCUAAUUUAAAUGAUGAGAUUGAGCAGAAGUGUAAACUGAACGAAAAGUGUGUUUAAAAAAAAGUCUGAAAUGAGGAAUAAGCCCAAGUUAACGAACUAGAGUGUUCUGAAGGUUUUAUAAAAUUAAAUAUCUGUAAUGUACAUUUUGAAGAAAAAUGAUCUUUUGUACUUUUCAUGUGAAUAUUUGUUUACCUUCCACAGUGUGUGUGAUUGUGACAGGACAUGGUUAAUAACCAUUUUAUUGGGAUUUUUUUUUUAUAUAAAUUUUUUAUUCUUUGUUCUGUCAGUCCCACAAUGUAAAUGUAUAGUAUAUAUAAAUAAAAACAAUCACUAUGGUAGCUAGUUUGAUUGAAUACAUUGUGACAAGUUGCUCUAACGUGGUGGGAGUAAAUCCAAAAGAAACUAUUUUAUGAAGAAAUUGUCAUUUUAUAUGGAAUUGUUUGCAUAUGUUGUUGUGUGUCAUUAAACGAAUAUAAAACACUUAAAA
Molecule: messenger RNA, 7166 nt
Organism: Pseudoliparis swirei
Lineage: Eukaryota; Metazoa; Chordata; Actinopteri; Perciformes; Liparidae
Gene: erbb2
Product: erb-b2 receptor tyrosine kinase 2
Exons: 27
Coding region: 362-4255 (1297 amino acids)
Biological process (GO): positive regulation of MAPK cascade; protein phosphorylation; positive regulation of kinase activity
Cellular component (GO): signaling receptor complex; basal plasma membrane
Molecular function (GO): transmembrane receptor protein tyrosine kinase activity; ATP binding
Source: RefSeq, a predicted model, not a curated record